GGGGAGGAGGAGACGGGGGCUUGGAGACAGUUGCCUAGCGCGGACGGAGGAGGCGGUCUGAUGGGGACCCGGCUCAGCAUGGCCUCCUGGGCGCCUGAGCGGGCGCCGCUGGGUCUCCCCACGCUCCCCCUCUCCAAUGGCUUACACAUCCCCGUGCUGGGGCUGGGUACAUCCCAUCAAGGUGGAUAUUCCCAUGAUGCUGUGGUGUAUGCACUACAAAAAUGUGGCAUUCGUCAUAUUGAUACAGCAAAAAGAUACGGCUGUGAAUCACUCCUUCAGAAAGCUAUCAAAGAAAGUGAUGUGAAGCGAGAGGACCUCUGGAUAACUACCAAACUCUGGCAUACCGACUAUGGCUAUGAAAACACAAAACAAGCCUGCCUGGAAUCAUGCAAAAGACUUGGUGUUCAGUACCUCGAUCUUUAUUUGGUACACUGGCCCGAUGCACAAGUUCCUGGUAAAAGUAAUCGUGAGGUCCGAGCUGAAACCUGGAGAGCCAUGGAGGACCUAUAUGAGAAAGGUAUAUGUCGGUCUAUUGGUGUAAGCAAUUUUCUCAUUAAUCAUUUGGAGCAACUUAAGGAAGAUUGUAAGAUAACCCCACAUGUUAAUCAGGUUGAAUAUCACCCUUUCCAAAGGCCCCAAGAGCUGGUGGAUUAUUGUAGAAGUAGAAACAUUGUUUUUGAAGGCUACUGCCCAUUAGCCAAAGGCGAAGCUCUUACUCAUCCUAAUAUAAUUCUGCUGGCAAAGAAAUAUGGCAAAACCCCUGCACAGAUCUGUAUACGCUGGAGCAUACAGAAUGGGAUUGUCACUAUUCCAAAAUCUACAAAAAUAGAAAGGAUACGGGAAAACUGUGAGGUGUUUGAUUUUAUACUAGCAGAAGAUGAUGUUGCAAUUAUAAAUGGAAUGCAUGAUGGGCAGCAUGUUUCCUGGGACCCAAGCUCUAUUGUGUAAAUUGCAAGGUUUGAGCUUUUUUUCUUGCGUCAGUGAUCAGCCAUCCACACGCUUCAAUUUAAAUUUGUAGUCUCAUAGUAGAACGUAAUUGUUAUCUUGAUGACUAUCAGUAGUUAUAACUGAUUUAAAAUCUGUAACAUACAAAAGGAACAUUUUCUUAUGAUAAUAUUGUCAAACAGAUGUGAAAAAUUUCAGUCUAAAAUAUUGCUCUAUUGGUAAAUUGCGUAUGAUUUAUAUUGUACUUUAGUGUUUUGUGCUCUUUGGGCCUGAUCUGAAGUUCAUGGAAAGUCUCCCAUUGAUUUCAUUAGGCUUUGAACUGGACCAUUUAUACAGAAAAUAUUAGGCUACACCUCUUCUUUAGAAAUGAAAGGAAAGUGGUAUUAAUAGAAACACAUGAUUCAGUGCAAAAUGACUUGUCAGGUGAUUUUUCAGAUGACUUGUUAGGCAGAUGGUUAGAAGUGUGAAGGAGAGAAUGCUGGGUGAGAGUUAAAAAAACAAGCUGUAUUAUUAUUUGUUAUUACAGUAGGGCCUAGGAGCCCCAGUCAUGGACCAGGACCCCUCACUGUGCUAACACAGAACAAAAGAGACAGUCCCAGCCCCGGAGAAUUUACAAUCUAAGAAGUAGUGUGGAAACAGAAUUAGAAAACAGAACACAGAACAAAAAAUGUACAAGUUAAACUACUCCUGAGGCAGAUCUACUGUGGGAAUCUUAGUCAUGUGAGGGAGAGCAAUGAAGGAAUCACCAAUGCCAGGCAUAGACUCCUGUAGGAAAUAGGGAUAUCCCUAUUGACACCGUUGCAAAUAUAGGGUUUGAUCCUGCUGUCCUUAUUCAUGUGAGUGUCCAUUCAGUAGUUUUAUCUGUGUGCAUAUAGCAAGAAAGAUUCAACUCACAAUGAAAUUAAAUAAAAAAUGUACAUACACACUCUCCAGCCAUUACACAAAAGGUACAUCACAUCACCUUAUUUUCACACCCCUUGAGCCAAUUCUCUAUGGCUCACUUCUGCACUGGCUUGAACAUCCUUAGGGCCAAUCAGGCUGGUGCACAGCUAUGUGUGUGGGAUCAAGAGAUCAGGAUACCUCAUAACACAGGGUCCAGAUUUGGCCCAUAAUAUUUAAAGCACAGCCGCAAUCAUUGUCAAUAAACAGCAAAAAUGCAUAUGUCUGUUUCUUUCCUUUGCUUUUUUUAGUAACUGAAAUUUGACACAGGAGUUUGUUUUGUUUGUUUGUAACCAGCUAAUCCACUUAGCAGAAACAGGACAGAUCUAAUAUCUGCCUAAUUUCUCUUUUCUUAUUCAUACUGCAGUCAUGAGUGUUUUGUGCAGCAAGAAUUAGUUUAAUUUUCUCUUUGGUGCAGUCAUUCAGGAAAUCUCAUUCACAGCACAUACUGUUCCUUUGAUUUUUUUGCUAAAAAUGUGUACAUACCGUUUACAGAUAUAUUUUGGGAAAUAUAUUUGCAAGCUCUUAUAAACAGAACAUUCAGCAUAUAAUCACGUUGGUCUGAUAUUUUAGGAGUUCCUGUGUCUAGAAAGGUAUGGAAAAUCUGACUAUGAUUUACAUUGUGUUUAGACUUCCUGAUGCAGUUUUCCCACUGCCAUUCAGUUUUAGUUAUAUCAUGAAACAAAGCUCCUUGGUUUUUAUCAAGAACCAACUUAUAGCAAAGCAUGUGUUCUGGCCAUGCAUUGUUGUUUGUCCUUAAAGUUUAGUUUCUACACAGCUAAUUGAAAUAUAGACACAGUUUUCUUCUUGGUUAUAGCUCCUUCAGAACUAUUGGCUAGUUCUGCAAACAUUCAAGAGAAAAAUAUGCCGAGGCCUGUCUCCGAAAGUACAAUAUCAUUUGCCAGAAUUUUAAAGUAAAGCUUACUGGGUCAAAUGCUGCCCUCACUUACACCCGUACAGCUCUGUGUUCGAAGAAAGAUUUUGAACCUUCCUAACAACAAUUAAAGGCCAACUUUUCAAAAGUAGCCUCUAAUUUUGGCUGCCUCGGUUUCUAGAUGCCCAACUUUAGAUGCUUAGGACCCUGAUUUUCAGAGUUACUGAGAUCUGCAAAGUAGGCUCUAUGCACAUAAAAUUUAGACAUCCAAAAUGAGAAGCCAUUUUUUUUUUAGUUUGGGCCUAUUAGUCAUCUUCUAAGGAGGACAGGAAUGAAUUCAGUGGCAAAGUGAGCAUGGGAGAGUUCUCUGAAAGAAAGCACAAAUAAAUAUUUCUGCCAGUGAGCAUCAGCUAAUGCACCUCUGAAAAGUCAUUUUAUAGAACAAUAAGUUAGUAUAAUGGAAUUCAUUAAAGAGUAUUCAAAUUAAGCAAUAAAACAAAACAUAUUGUGCACUAAUAAGCUGUUAAUGCAUUUAUUGGGCCUCAUAUGCAUUGAGAGACAUAAGAGAACCACCCAAGUGAACCAAUACCUCCUAUUGCAAGGCUUUGCUUAUCGUCACUGGGGAAUAUUUCAAAAACUACAGGAAAUAGUUUGGAGUUUUACCAGUAGUUACUUUGAAAAAACAACCAUCAUGCCAAAAUAUUGCCUCUUUUUUCAAGCAUAGUGAUGCAUAGGAAAAAAAAAUGUGCCAGAUAUAGAAGUCUUUGCUUAGUUACAUUACUCGAGCAAAACUCCCAUUGAUGGAGUUUGUCAGAGUAAGGACCGAGGGAGCUUACUGGUGAACAGUUCUAGUUAGGCCAGAACAGGACCUAUUUUUUGCUCUCAUUCCCAGUGGUUUGUCUCACUGUUCUGAGCAACUAGAACUAAGCCAUGAUUUCAUUGUAGUGUCCUCUCCAGGCCCAUUACAAGCUGCAGUGAUCACUUCAGAGGCAAGCUUUCUUCCUGCUUCCUUGCUGUAGCUCACUAUUCACUCUUCUGAGGCUAUUGUACAUCUGACAUAGCCUCUACUUCUGCUCAAAUCUGGGGUCAAGCAAGAGAGUCCACCAUCAGCUCUCUCCCUGCCUCCAAUAGCGAUACCCAAAUGCUUAGGUGGGUAGUGGAAAGAAGUUCCCCAGGACAUGGGGACACAUCAUAGGACAAGGCAAGUAACAAAAAUUAAGAUUACUAUCCCUGAAAGAGUUAGAGGGGGGAUUUCUUUGUGAAUCUAAAUACAUUUUGUGACAGUCUCACUGUUUCCCUGUAGGGAUACAAAUAGUCAGUUUACUUCUGGUUGAGUAGGUUUUAUCACAGCUGAAAGGAACAGAAAUGUUUUUUACACCCCCAAACAUUGAAGAGGGUGAGGAGGGUUGAUCUCAGGUGUAGUACUUGAAACUGCUUUUAAUUGAUUUUUUUAAAUGGACUAGACUAGAUAUCAAGGGUAUGCCCAUUUAAUCAGCUGAACUAGUCACUAGACAUUUUAUUUCUACUGAGUGGCUUGAAUAGUAUUUAAUACCAGCUAAUCAUAAAAUCAUGCCUUCUAAAUUUACAGGCUGGUUUAUGAGAGGUUUCAGAGGAACAGCCGUGUUAGUCUGUAUUCGCAAAAAGAAAAGGAGUACUUGUGGCACCUUAGAGACUAACCAAUUUAUUUGAGCAUGAGCUUUCGUGAGCUACAGCUCACUUCAUCAGAUGUAUACCGUGGAAACUGCAGCAGACUUUAUAUACACACAGAGAAUAUGAAACAAUACCUCCUCCCACCCCACUGUCCUGCUGGUAAUAGCUUAUCUAAAGUGAUCAACAGGUGGGCCAUUUCCAGCACAAAUCCAGGUUUUCUCACCCUCCACCCCCCCACACAAAUUCACUCUCCUGCUGGUGAUAGCCCAUCCAAAGUGACAACUCUUUACAUAAUCAAGUCGGGCUAUUUCCUGCAUAGAUCCAGGUUUUCUCACAUCCCCCCCACCCCCAUACACACACAAACUCACUCUCCUGCUGGUAAUAGCUCAUCUAAACUGACCACUCUCCAAGUUUAAAUCCAAGUUAAACCAGAACAUCUGGGGGGGGGGGG
Molecule: messenger RNA, 4859 nt
Organism: Caretta caretta (loggerhead turtle)
Lineage: Eukaryota; Metazoa; Chordata; Testudines; Cheloniidae
Product: putative oxidoreductase ZK1290.5
Source: RefSeq, a predicted model, not a curated record